Molecule: messenger RNA, 2525 nt
Organism: Linum trigynum
Lineage: Eukaryota; Viridiplantae; Streptophyta; Magnoliopsida; Malpighiales; Linaceae
Source: the annotation of a GenBank genome assembly
CAUAAAAAUACCUGAGCAAACCCCAAAAAAAAAAAAAAAAAAAAAAAAAACAACUACCCAAAAUAGACAGCAUGAAAGCAAUCGAAACCCAUAAACCUUACAUAGCGAUGCUACUUGUGCAGUUAAUAUAUGCAGGGAUGGCCCUCCUCUCCAAAGCAGCCAUCUCUUCAGGGAUGAGCUCUUUCGUCUUCGUCACUUACCGCCAAGCUUUCGCCACUCUCGCAUUAGCUCCAUUUGCUCUCUUCAUCCAGAGCGAAAAGGAUGUCCCCUUGUCAAAAAAGGUUCUUCUCAAGAUCUUUUUCAUCUCCUCUUUCGGGCUGAGUUUGAGCUUGAACCUCUACGGUAUCGCAAUCACCUACACGACCGCGACAUUUGCUGCAGCUGCCACCAAUGCAAUUCCUGCCAUAACCUUCACCCUGGCUGUUCUAUUGAGGACGGAGAGGGUGUCGAUUAGGAAAGUUCACGGGGUCGCGAAGGUGGUUGGUUCUCUGCUUGGUGUUUCAGGGGCACUGGUGUUUGCUCUUGUGAAGGGCCCUGCUCUCGUGAACAAUCUGCAAUCUUCGUCUGCGAAUCGAGAUGGUGGCGAUGGGAUCAAGGAAUGUUGUUCCAAGGGAGAAUGGGUUAAGGGAUCUUUGAUCAUGAUCCUAGCUAACGUGCUAUGGUCACUCUGGAUCAUUUUUCAGGGUCGAAUAGUGAAGCAGUACCCGGCGAAAAUCCGCCUGACGACUUUGCAAUGUUUGUUCAGCUGCUUGCAAUCAGCCGUUGCAGCAAUUGUGGUGGAAAAGGGGGACGAUUCUGCUUGGAAGCUUGGAUGGAAUAUACAGCUUUACUCUGUCGCGUAUUGUGGAGUAAUUGUGACGGGGCUGACAUUUUGGCUACAGAUAUGGGCAAUAGUGAGGAAAGGCCGGUUUUCACAGCCAUGUUCACUCCUCUGGCACUCCUCGUUACAGCCAUUUUCUCUGCCUGCGUCUGGCACGAAGUCCUUUACUUGGGCAGUGCUGGUGGGGCUGUUUUGCUAGUGGCUGGUCUCUAUCUUGUGCUGUGGGGAAAGAACAAGGAAGAAAGGCAGCAAACCAAGUUGAUGAUCAUCAGUGAAUCCAAUAAGGAGGAAACCAGCACAACAACAACAACAACAACCGCAAUAGAGGGCAUUACACAUCAAGAUGAAAUGGGAGUCUUAGAAAAUGGAGCUUCCCGACAUGACCAUCAUAUAGCUCUUUCCCUUCCCUUAUCUCUCAUUCCUGCUCCACUUCCACCAACAAUCACUUCAUCCUUGUAAAAAUUGCGACAUCAAUAAGUCUAAUCGAUAUCAGAACGUAAGAAGAUGGUUGAGUUCUUGAGUUUGAGUUCUUGUUCUUGUGUCUGCUUGAGCUUAACCUGCUAAUAUCAACAAAAGAAUCGUUGAUACAACAGCAGGACAAGACUUUUUUUUCCACCGUAAGGAAUUCCACUCCAUUUGUAGUGGAGUUAGCACCAGUAGUAUCGUUCCUCUUUCUGUGUGAUAUCCAAAAUAUCCAGCAGCUUACCACUAAACUUCGUCUUUGCUAAUAAAGAUUUGAUUUUAUAGAUCACCAAACGGACCAAUAGUAAUAUCACUAGCUCAAUGCAACUUGAGCCAUACAUGAAAACAGUGAAAUUCUUCCUAGGAAUAACAGCUACCAGAUUAAUAAAAUAAAAAUUCGUUUGGUAUAAAUUCUUCGUAACUAAUUGAGUGUCAAAUCGGUUGAUCGGAAUGUCAUUUAAAAAUAAUAUAUUUAAAAUGCGUACUUUAAAAUUUUCAAAUGAUUUGAAAUGUUUAAUUUCAUAUAACAUUAAGGUGACAUUGAACUAUAUUUUAAUUAUUUGAAAUUCUGAUAACCUUUCAUCAAUAACCAAACAUUGUAUUCUUAAUGGUUAUAAUUAGGGGUGGGCAAGUGGGUGGUUAAUCCGCGGAUUGAUAUCGAUCUACCCGCAAAUAACCCGACCCGCAAGCAGUGUGUGAUUAAUGAGGGUGGGUUGCGGAUUGGUAAAUCUGUCACCCGCACUUAUGUGGGUGGAUUACGGGUCACCUAAAUGACUCGCAUCCUAUUUUCACAUGAAAAGAUGUUGUUUCUUAUAGUAUCGACUAUUCACCAUAUUUUCGAAUAGCACUACAGUCUGAACAUAUACUUCUAAAGGUGGAGAAUAAUUAAAGAAUAGUUUUGACUAUUAUUAUUGGUUAUGGUGUUGUGUAGAGGUGGCAAAUGGAUUGAUGGAUUGGAUGAGUGGAUCCAUGGAUCAAAUGGAUUGGUGAAUUCAUGGAUUGGAUCAAGUGGAUUGGUGGAUUAUCCAUGAAUCCAAAUGACAUCCUCAACCAAGGACCAAUAUGUAAAAUGUGAAAAGUUUAGGUACUAAAAUGUCAUAAUGAAAAUUUUUAGGUACCAAAACGUAAUUUUCCAAUGAUAUUUUUUGUAUAAAAAUUAAAUUUUGGGUACCAAAAUGUAAACUAUAAAAAGUGUAGGUACCAAACCGUAAUUUGCCAUUUGGAUUAAAUGGAUUAGAUUUAA